Molecule: messenger RNA, 6213 nt
Organism: Amaranthus tricolor (Joseph's coat)
Lineage: Eukaryota; Viridiplantae; Streptophyta; Magnoliopsida; Caryophyllales; Amaranthaceae
Exons: 10
Coding region: 1-6213 (2070 amino acids)
Biological process (GO): proteolysis
Molecular function (GO): aspartic-type endopeptidase activity
Source: RefSeq, a predicted model, not a curated record
AUGAAACAUGAGUAUCAAAGCAUUCCCAAGCGCUAUAAGUCAUCCCCGAAGACAUCACCAAGUCUGAAAACCAUUUUGCAGUUAAACGAAGCAACACGACCACCCAGGGGUGCCAUUUGGCCGAAUGGACCCCAAUUCAGGCGAAUGGAUUCAUUGCUUUCACUUUACAUUCAAACCUUGUAUCUUUACAUUUCUUUUGUUCCAAUUAAUUCAAGCUUUGGUUUAGUGUUUACCAUUGAACCUUUGAGUUUUCAUAACAAUAGUCAAGUUGGAUUUGGUUUAUGGCAUCGCCUUUUGCGCACUAAGCAUGAUUUGGCAACUUGGGUUUUGUAUGGAUCUAGUUGCAAUAAAGCCUCAUCUUCUGGAGGCCAAGGGAACCAGCGCCCGGGAGGAGCAAAAUUCUUUGCCAUUACUACAGCGGAGGAGCCUAACACUUUGAUUCCUAAGACAGAAGGUAAAGUCAUUUCCGGAUUACUGUUAUUGCUUGGUAAGUCCGCCCGUGUCUUAUUUGAUUCUGGGGCCGACAAUUCUUAUGUUUCUAAGUCAUUUGUGAGAUCCUUGGACUGUUCUGUUAAUGUAUGCCCUAUAAUGCAUAGAGUUGACUUACCCGAUGGAUCAACGGUAUCAUGUAAUACAAAGUUGAUUGAUUGCCCAUUAGUAAUCCAGGGUAAGGAGUUCCAUGUAGACCUGAUUGUAUUUGACUUAGGAGGGUUUGAUAUCAUUCUAGGAAUGGACUGGCUAGGUAAACACAGGGCAGUGAUUGAGUGCUAUGAGAGGAUUGUAAAGGUUGGGAACAAUCCAGGGGAACAAGUAACUUUUAGUGAUGGGACCAUACCUAAUAUUGAGCCAGAGAUGAUUGAGAGGCUUACAACCUUUCCAAAGAGAGGUGGGGAAGCCCAGGUCUACCACAUGAGCGAGUCAACAUACAAGGAGGUCGACUUAAGUCAGAUCUUGAUAGUGCGAGAAUUUUCUGAUGUAUUCCCUGAUGAUCUACCUGGGUUACCUCCAAAGAGAGAGAUUGAUUUUCACAUUGACCUAGUUCCAGGGUCAAGACCAAUUUCAAAGGCACCAUAUAGAAUGGCACCACUUGAGUUGGCUGAACUAAAAACCCAACUCGAGGAGUUACAAGAUAAAGGGUUUAUCAGACCAAGUGUAUCACCAUGGGGAGCUCCAGUGUUGUUUGUGAAAAAGAAAGAUGGGUCUUUGAGGCUAUGCAUUGACUACCGGGAGCUGAACAAAAUCACCAUCAAGAACAAGUACCCACUUCCUAGAAUUGAUGAUUUAUUUGACCAGUUGAAAGGAGCCGGAGUUUUCUCUAAAAUUGACUUGAGAUCUGGUUACCAUCAGUUGAGGAUAGCGGAGGAAGACAUUCCUAAAACUGCUUUUCGCACCAGAUAUGGGCACUAUGAGUUUAGAGUGAUGCCGUUUGGGUUAACCAAUGCCCCUGCAGCAUUCAUGGACUUGAUGAAUCGAACAUUCCAUGACUAUCUUGAUAAAUUUGUUGUGGUUUUCAUUGAUGAUAUCUUAGUGUACUCUAAGACAGAGAAAGAUCAUGAGGAGCACUUAAGAUUGGUAUUAACACGAUUGAGGGAAAGAAGCUUUUAUGGGAAGUUGAGCAAGAGUGAAUUCUGGUUGGAUCGAGUUGUCUUCCUAGGUCAUGUAAUCUCAAAAGAUGGCAUAACAGUGGACCCCGAGAAGAUAAGGACUAUCAUUGAUUGGCCAGCACCGACUAGUGUAACUGAGGUAAGAAGCUUUAUGGGUUUGGCAGGUUAUUACCGAAGAUAUGUUGAUGGGUUUUCUAAGAUCGCACUACCGAUCACCAGUUUGGUUCGAAAGAAUACCAAGUUUGUGUGGUCACAAAAGUGCGAAGACGCUUUCCUAGAAUUGAAGAAAAGGUUGACAACGGCUCCAGUGCUUGUAUUGCCCGAGGAUGGGAAAGAGUUCACGGUAUACAGUGACGCAUCUUUAGAGGGCUUGGGUUGUGUACUCAUGCAAGAGGGGAAAGUGAUUGCCUACGCAUCGAGACAAUUGAGGCCAAAUGAGAAGAACUAUCCAGUGCACGAUUUAGAAUUAGCUGGAGUCAUAUUUGCCUUAAAAAUUUGGAGGCAUUAUCUCUGCAAUAAAGCCUCAUCUUCUGGAGGCCAAGGGAACCAGCGCCCGGGAGGAGCAAAAUUCUUUGCCAUUACUACAGCGGAGGAGCCUAACACUUUGAUUCCUAAGACAGAAGGUAAAGUCAUUUCCGGAUUACUGUUAUUGCUUGGUAAGUCCGCCCGUGUCUUAUUUGAUUCUGGGGCCGACAAUUCUUAUGUUUCUAAGUCAUUUGUGAGAUCCUUGGACUGUUCUGUUAAUGUAUGCCCUAUAAUGCAUAGAGUUGACUUACCCGAUGGAUCAACGGUAUCAUGUAAUACAAAGUUGAUUGAUUGCCCAUUAGUAAUCCAGGGUAAGGAGUUCCAUGUAGACCUGAUUGUAUUUGACUUAGGAGGGUUUGAUAUCAUUCUAGGAAUGGACUGGCUAGGUAAACACAGGGCAGUGAUUGAGUGCUAUGAGAGGAUUGUAAAGGUUGGGAACAAUCCAGGGGAACAAGUAACUUUUAGUGAUGGGACCAUACCUAAUAUUGAGCCAGAGAUGAUUGAGAGGCUUACAACCUUUCCAAAGAGAGGUGGGGAAGCCCAGGUCUACCACAUGAGCGAGUCAACAUACAAGGAGGUCGACUUAAGUCAGAUCUUGAUAGUGCGAGAAUUUUCUGAUGUAUUCCCUGAUGAUCUACCUGGGUUACCUCCAAAGAGAGAGAUUGAUUUUCACAUUGACCUAGUUCCAGGGUCAAGACCAAUUUCAAAGGCACCAUAUAGAAUGGCACCACUUGAGUUGGCUGAACUAAAAACCCAACUCGAGGAGUUACAAGAUAAAGGGUUUAUCAGACCAAGUGUAUCACCAUGGGGAGCUCCAGUGUUGUUUGUGAAAAAGAAAGAUGGGUCUUUGAGGCUAUGCAUUGACUACCGGGAGCUGAACAAAAUCACCAUCAAGAACAAGUACCCACUUCCUAGAAUUGAUGAUUUAUUUGACCAGUUGAAAGGAGCCGGAGUUUUCUCUAAAAUUGACUUGAGAUCUGGUUACCAUCAGUUGAGGAUAGCGGAGGAAGACAUUCCUAAAACUGCUUUUCGCACCAGAUAUGGGCACUAUGAGUUUAGAGUGAUGCCGUUUGGGUUAACCAAUGCCCCUGCAGCAUUCAUGGACUUGAUGAAUCGAACAUUCCAUGACUAUCUUGAUAAAUUUGUUGUGGUUUUCAUUGAUGAUAUCUUAGUGUACUCUAAGACAGAGAAAGAUCAUGAGGAGCACUUAAGAUUGGUAUUAACACGAUUGAGGGAAAGAAGCUUUUAUGGGAAGUUGAGCAAGAGUGAAUUCUGGUUGGAUCGAGUUGUCUUCCUAGGUCAUGUAAUCUCAAAAGAUGGCAUAACAGUGGACCCCGAGAAGAUAAGGACUAUCAUUGAUUGGCCAGCACCGACUAGUGUAACUGAGGUAAGAAGCUUUAUGGGUUUGGCAGGUUAUUACCGAAGAUAUGUUGAUGGGUUUUCUAAGAUCGCACUACCGAUCACCAGUUUGGUUCGAAAGAAUACCAAGUUUGUGUGGUCACAAAAGUGCGAAGACGCUUUCCUAGAAUUGAAGAAAAGGUUGACAACGGCUCCAGUGCUUGUAUUGCCCGAGGAUGGGAAAGAGUUCACGGUAUACAGUGACGCAUCUUUAGAGGGCUUGGGUUGUGUACUCAUGCAAGAGGGGAAAGUGAUUGCCUACGCAUCGAGACAAUUGAGGCCAAAUGAGAAGAACUAUCCAGUGCACGAUUUAGAAUUAGCUGGAGUCAUAUUUGCCUUAAAAAUUUGGAGGCAUUAUCUCUGCAAUAAAGCCUCAUCUUCUGGAGGCCAAGGGAACCAGCGCCCGGGAGGAGCAAAAUUCUUUGCCAUUACUACAGCGGAGGAGCCUAACACUUUGAUUCCUAAGACAGAAGGUAAAGUCAUUUCCGGAUUACUGUUAUUGCUUGGUAAGUCCGCCCGUGUCUUAUUUGAUUCUGGGGCCGACAAUUCUUAUGUUUCUAAGUCAUUUGUGAGAUCCUUGGACUGUUCUGUUAAUGUAUGCCCUAUAAUGCAUAGAGUUGACUUACCCGAUGGAUCAACGGUAUCAUGUAAUACAAAGUUGAUUGAUUGCCCAUUAGUAAUCCAGGGUAAGGAGUUCCAUGUAGACCUGAUUGUAUUUGACUUAGGAGGGUUUGAUAUCAUUCUAGGAAUGGACUGGCUAGGUAAACACAGGGCAGUGAUUGAGUGCUAUGAGAGGAUUGUAAAGGUUGGGAACAAUCCAGGGGAACAAGUAACUUUUAGUGAUGGGACCAUACCUAAUAUUGAGCCAGAGAUGAUUGAGAGGCUUACAACCUUUCCAAAGAGAGGUGGGGAAGCCCAGGUCUACCACAUGAGCGAGUCAACAUACAAGGAGGUCGACUUAAGUCAGAUCUUGAUAGUGCGAGAAUUUUCUGAUGUAUUCCCUGAUGAUCUACCUGGGUUACCUCCAAAGAGAGAGAUUGAUUUUCACAUUGACCUAGUUCCAGGGUCAAGACCAAUUUCAAAGGCACCAUAUAGAAUGGCACCACUUGAGUUGGCUGAACUAAAAACCCAACUCGAGGAGUUACAAGAUAAAGGGUUUAUCAGACCAAGUGUAUCACCAUGGGGAGCUCCAGUGUUGUUUGUGAAAAAGAAAGAUGGGUCUUUGAGGCUAUGCAUUGACUACCGGGAGCUGAACAAAAUCACCAUCAAGAACAAGUACCCACUUCCUAGAAUUGAUGAUUUAUUUGACCAGUUGAAAGGAGCCGGAGUUUUCUCUAAAAUUGACUUGAGAUCUGGUUACCAUCAGUUGAGGAUAGCGGAGGAAGACAUUCCUAAAACUGCUUUUCGCACCAGAUAUGGGCACUAUGAGUUUAGAGUGAUGCCGUUUGGGUUAACCAAUGCCCCUGCAGCAUUCAUGGACUUGAUGAAUCGAACAUUCCAUGACUAUCUUGAUAAAUUUGUUGUGGUUUUCAUUGAUGAUAUCUUAGUGUACUCUAAGACAGAGAAAGAUCAUGAGGAGCACUUAAGAUUGGUAUUAACACGAUUGAGGGAAAGAAGCUUUUAUGGGAAGUUGAGCAAGAGUGAAUUCUGGUUGGAUCGAGUUGUCUUCCUAGGUCAUGUAAUCUCAAAAGAUGGCAUAACAGUGGACCCCGAGAAGAUAAGGACUAUCAUUGAUUGGCCAGCACCGACUAGUGUAACUGAGGUAAGAAGCUUUAUGGGUUUGGCAGGUUAUUACCGAAGAUAUGUUGAUGGGUUUUCUAAGAUCGCACUACCGAUCACCAGUUUGGUUCGAAAGAAUACCAAGUUUGUGUGGUCACAAAAGUGCGAAGACGCUUUCCUAGAAUUGAAGAAAAGGUUGACAACGGCUCCAGUGCUUGUAUUGCCCGAGGAUGGGAAAGAGUUCACGGUAUACAGUGACGCAUCUUUAGAGGGCUUGGGUUGUGUACUCAUGCAAGAGGGGAAAGUGAUUGCCUACGCAUCGAGACAAUUGAGGCCAAAUGAGAAGAACUAUCCAGUGCACGAUUUAGAAUUAGCUGGAGUCAUAUUUGCCUUAAAAAUUUGGAGGCAUUAUCUCUGGCACAAUUGCAUCAAAGCACUAACCAAGUCCAUCAAAUCUUCAUGCACUAAACUUGCUGGUCCUUGCUUGUAUAAGGGAGAUCAUCCUCAACUUGGGCUAAGCAUGACCAUGGGAUCAAUACAAAGACAAAUAAGAACACAAGGAAGCCUACCAGCAUACGUUAGGCUGAACAGGAAGCUGAUUCAAUGCACUCAAAGGACAGAAGAAACAGAACAUCAGUCUGACGACCAGCCCACCUUGCAAACCAUGAAACGCCUAACUUGGUGCACGUAUGAGCAAGGGAAGUUGAGGGAUGUCAUCUUUAGACUAGAAACAAGAAGUCUAUACUUAGACGUAACAUGGAGAACCCUCACAGAGCCCACAAAGACAGCUGCAAGAAUUAAGAUGGAACAAAAGAAGGAAUCAAUUGCUCUUAGUUCAAAGAAGACGAAAAUGCAAACGGAAGCUGGCAGAACAAAAGCCGACUCGGCUUUGGCUCUCACCCACAAGAAAGCCGAGUCGGGUUUAUGUGCUGACAUAGUUCUUGUAAAACCUCUUUCUCUUUUAUAA